Messenger RNA from Phoenix dactylifera (date palm), 3104 nucleotides. NCBI's taxonomy places the organism in Eukaryota, Viridiplantae, Streptophyta, Magnoliopsida, Arecales, Arecaceae. The record is from RefSeq and is a predicted model, not a curated record.
CCGCCCCCCCCCCCCCCCCCCCCCCCCGCGACCUCGAUUUAGAAAGAGAAACUUUUUGAUAAUCUUCCUAGAAAUUCCACCGUCUCUCCUUCUACUGAACGCCGAGUCCACGACAAGAGAAAGGAUCGGAAGAUACGGCGAACGACGACUGCACGAUGAAGCCAUCGGCGCUGCAACCCAAUCGCCGGGUCAUCAGCUUCCGAUCCCCCACCGCUGCCCCACUUGACGGCGGCGCCGCCCCCUCAGACGAUCCACUCAUCCGCUCCCCCGCCGGCCUCUUCUGGCUCCUCCUCCACGCCAUCUGCUGCCUCCUCAGCCUCGCCCUCGGCUACCGCUUCGCCCGCUUCCUCGUCUUCCUCUUCCUCUUCUCCCCCUCCUUCCCCCUUUCUUCUCCCGGCCUCCUCCUCCUCCACCGCCGGCCCGACCUUCCCCUCUCCCUCCCCCAGCCGCCGCCCCCCAAUGCCACCGCCAGCCGCGUCGUCGUAGGCCGCCACGGCAUCCGCGUCCGUGCCUGGCCCCACCCGGACCCCGCCGAGGUCAUAAGCGCCCACCGCAUCCUCGGCCGCGUCCAGCGUGAGCAGCGCCUCCAGUAUGGCGUCAGGAACCCCCACCCCCUCCUCGUCGUCACCCCGACCUAUUCCCGCACCUUCCAGGCCCUCCACCUCACCGGCCUCCUCCACUCCCUCCAGCUUAUCCCUUAUCCCCUCACCUGGCUCGUCGUCGAGGCCGCCGGCCGUGGCGCCGCCUCCAACGAGACCGCCAACCUUCUCGCCCGCUCCCGCCUGCCCGUCCUCCACCUCCCCUUCCCUGGCCGCAUGCCCCUCCGCUGGUCCGACCGCCACCGCUUCGAGUCCCGGAUGCGCCUCCACGCCCUCAGAGUCAUUAAAGAGCGGCGAUUGGACGGCAUCGUCGUGUUCGCGGACGACAGCAACAUCCACAGCAUGGAGCUGUUCGACGAGAUCCAGAAGGUGAAGUGGGUGGGGGCGGCCUCGGUUGGGAUUCUCGCGCACUCUGGGAAACUGGAGACGGCGGCCCAGCGGCAGCUGAGCAAGGAGGUGGAGGAAGAGAACUCGCCGGUGCCGAUCCAGGGCCCAGCGUGCAACUCCUCGGACCAAUUGGCCGGCUGGCAUACCUUCAAUUCGCUGCCGUACGUGAAUAAAAGUGCCACCUUUGUUGGCGAUGGAGGGACGGUGCUGCCGCGGAAUCUCGAGUGGGCUGGGUUUGUUUUGAACUCGAAGUUGCUGUGGAAGGAAGCGGAGCAGAAGCCUGAUUGGGUUCGGGAUCUUGAUGAGGUGGUGAGGAACGGAGAGGAGAUUGAGAGCCCAUUGGAUCUGUUGAAGGAUGCAUCAUUUGUUGAGCCUCUUGGGAGCUGUGGGAAGAAGGUUCUACUCUGGUGGCUGCGUGUCGAUGCCCGUUAUGAUAGCAAGUUUCCCCCAGGGAAAUGGGAGAACAGCGCUGACCUGGUCUGGAGAGAGACUCGUGCGCGCGGAAGAGACGUGGUCUACAGAAGCUGAGGCUGGACGGAAGCUCUAUGACAGCUGAUGGCGGAGAAGGUGGUCACUGGUACCUCCCUGAAGGUAGUCGGAGAAGCUGAUGGCGGCUUUGGUCGGGACAGUUCGUGAAAUGGACCACCAAUGAUGACCGUGAUGGCGCGGUGACCGGCGAUGGCGAGUUCUAGCGGCGGUGCGGCGGCGACUUAGCAGCGGCGAGCGGCAGUAAAGAAGUGCAGGGGCGGCGCGCAGCGCGGUGGUGCAGCAGCAGGCGUGGCAGCGGCGGUGGGGAGCGGGCGGGGAGCGCUGACAGCAGUGGAAGGCAGAAAUUGGCGGUGGUGGGAGGGCGGAAAACGGUGGUGGUGGUGGACUCGGCGGGAUGAAUGCCGGCGGAAUAUCACCACUAUGGCAGAAGAAAGAAGCGGGAGACGUGGUGAAGCGGAAGAAUGGGCGGCGGCAGCGGUGACGGUGGGCGGAGGUGUUGACGGCGGAGAAGAGGCGGUGUGGGGUUGACGGGAACCGGUGGUCGGAAGAAAAGAGGAAAAAAAAAAACCAGAGAAUCGGGAGAGAGAAAGAAGGAAGGAGGAAGCCUCCCGUACGUGCGCGACUUACGCGUCACGUGCGUCACUUAAAUUUUUUUUUUUUUUUUUUUUUUGACUCAAAUCGGGUUGUCGGGUUAUCGGGUUAACAGACCCAACCCACUAAGACAGUCCGAUCCACAAUUUUUUUUUUUUUUUUUGAAAUGAUUCGGGUUAAUGGAUAAUGGGUUAACGGGUCGAGAUCGUACCCGCACUGUGGAUCUUCUUCCACCUUCGACGAAUCCGACGGUCGCACCUGAUUUCGCGGCGGUGGUUGCGGGGAGGCGUUACGCCGGUGGAGCGGGGUGCUGGUGCGGCAGUGAACGAGGCGGCGACGUCCUUCACUUGGAUCCGGCCACGGUCGGUGGCAGCAAGAUGCUGCCGAAACCUCCGGGGAAGCACGGCGGCGACCGAAGGCGAAUCGGCGGCGAUCGAAGGUGAAUCGGCGGCGCGGCGAAACGGUUGCGGUGGAUGAUGCUUGCACAGUGACAGUCGGAGGAGAAAAUGACGAGGAGGCCGGCUUAAUUGCCUCCCGGGCUGCCUUGGGGGUUUCCGGCGACAGAGCCUUUCACUGCGUGAGAUCCGAGAGAAGGAUGGAAAGGAAGGGAGACAGCGUCGGAGGCAGCGGCGGUGGGAAGUGAAGGCGGCGACGGCGUCUUGCGAAGGCGAUCUGUGGAUUGACGCCGGGUAGCAGUCGACCGACGGGAGGGUUUUGCCUUUUCUUUCUUCACAGUGGGUGAGGCGAUGAACAGGGAAGAGAAUAAGGAAGAAAGGGAGCGACCCUUCUUCUUCGGAGUACGUGCCGUGCGACGUCCUUCCGUGCGUUCCGGCGUUUGCGGUGCAAAUGAUCUAGCAAAAUACAGAUGAGGAAAAGGCCGAAAAGGAAUCGGCGGGGGUCCGUCCAUAAACCGGAUCCUUCGACUUCAGCAACAGAGGCAAAGUCAGCCCUGCUCUGAUACCAAAGCUGAUGCAGGACGGAUGUAGGGAUUGGAAUGCAGAGAGAAAGAGAAGAGGAAGAGGGGAAGAAGAAGGGAAA